Messenger RNA from Gryllus bimaculatus (two-spotted cricket), 2337 nucleotides. NCBI's taxonomy places the organism in Eukaryota, Metazoa, Arthropoda, Insecta, Orthoptera, Gryllidae. The record is from the annotation of a GenBank genome assembly.
GUACUAGCAUUGUGGAGGUUCAUUACAUGGCGGAUACGCUACGUGUAUCUGGGUGAGAAAUUACCCGGCCCCAAAUGCUGGCCGUUUAUAGGGGGAGUUCUCAACAUUCCUUCAUUUACUACCAAAGGUGUAACAGAAUUCUUCUUGGGAAUUACCCAGGAAUUUGCUUUUAAAAAAUAUCCUGCUCGAAUGUUUCUUGGGCCUUUAUUAUUUGUUUACACAAGCAGUCCAAAAGAUAACGAGAUGAUUUUAUCCGGAUACAAAUUUAUCCACAAAGGACUUCUGUACAAAUUUUUUCAUCCGUGGUUGGCAACAGGCUUACUCACUUCAACCGGAGAAAAAUGGCGCACCCGUCGGAAGGCGCUGACGCCCGCCUUCCACUUCAAGAUCAUCGACCAGUUCGUGCCGGUCUUCAACAGCUGCAGCGACGUCUUCGUGCAGCAGAUGCGCGCGCGCGUCGGGGCCAAGGGCUUCGACGUCUGGGAGGACGUCAAGCUGCUCACGCUCGACGUCAUCUGCGAGACUGCCAUGGGCUUCAAAAUUAAUGCACAGAUUGAUAGUAAUUCUGAGUAUGUGACUGCAUUGAACGAGCUGCUGGCUCUGACAGUUCUAAGGAUGAUGAAACCAUGGUUGUUCUUUGACUGGAUCUAUUGGCUCACACCUUCUGGCCGACAAUACAAAAAAUGUCUACCCAUUCUGCACAAUACAACUGAUCGGAUGAUCCGCGAGCGGAGGAAGGAACUGCUACUGUUGGAGAAAGAAGGCGGAACUCUGGACGCCGACGAACUUGGACGGCGGCGGCGCUUGGUGUUUCUGGACCUUCUGAUCUUGAUGGCGCGCGACGGAAGUCUCUCAGACAUGGACAUCCGCGAGGAGGUGGACACCUUCCUCUUCGAGGGACAUGACACUACAUCAUCUGGAAUCGCAUUCGCCAUUUUUCUGCUGUCGAAACAUCCUGAUGUCCAAGAAAAAAUAUAUGAAGAACUGGAGAGCAUCUUUGAUACUUCUAAGCCGAUAAGUCCGACAAUUUCCGAACUAUCAGAACUGAAAUACCUGGAAAUGGUAAUUAAGGAAUCUCUACGAUUAUAUCCACCAGUGAUUAUGAUACUUCGAAGUAUUCAGCAAGAGGUCGUACUUCCUGAAAGUCAGCGCUUCGCCAUGCUGGAGAUGAAGAACGUGCUCGCGAAGCUCGUGUGGAACUUCCGAGUGCUGCCGGAGCCCGGGUUCGAGCCCUCGCUGGUGUGGGAGGUCAUUCUCAAGUCGCAGAACGGACUGUUCGUGCGCCUGGAGGAGCGACAGCGGGAGUCGAAAUGAAGACUCCAGGUUUUGAGAAACUUCACACCCCAUGCCGCGCAGUAUUUAGACGAGACAACCGACGGCGCGACGCAAACAAUUGAGCAAUUGCUCCGCGACGCAAUGGUGAACAAUCCAACCGAUUUAGCUGGAACAAUACCUAGAGAUUCAACUCAACAGUUAUGAGCCCAAGAAAUUGAAAAGAAACUUGGAAAAGCCAUUAAAACAAAAAUGUGAUAUUUAGCAACGUCAUUGUAGUGUGAAAUAAAAAUGUUUUAAUUCAUCACAGUCAUGUUUAUUUCAGAACAAAUUAUCAAAAACACUAUUCUUCCUUAUUCUAGUAUGAAACAGCUCAACUCAAAGUAGGAAGUCAUAGAUAUUUAUGGGGGGUUUAGUGAUUUAUCAAUGGCCUUCACUGGUGGAGUUCCUCUGUAUCUUUGUGCAAUAUUAAACAAACCGUUGCUUCAAUAUCUUCGUUUAAAUCCAAAACAAAGUGAAACAAGUGAGCAAUUUCCUUAUAUUCUAAAAUAACUAUUAUUAAAUAAAAAAUAAAUAAAUCAUAUCUUUCAGCCGUUACUUUUAGCAUUCACUAGUUAAGACAUUAACAUUGAUAAUCUAUUUAAACAAAUAAGAUUCUUUUAACAUUACAUGUUUUCAAAUGUUUUAAAGCUGUCUCAAAUAACCCCUGGUCACCUAACUUUCAAAUUUGCCUUUUCCAUUCUUUCUUCUACGUUCGAGUAAAAUUCAACAGAACAUUUGGAAACAGUUACAUGUAACAAAGGAAUUUUCGUAUAGGCAAUGCAAAUCGCGCAAGGAAGUAUGAACAAGCGUUUUUCUAUUCCCAUUGUAUAAUUAUGUCAAAUGAUGUCUGCAAGUCGUUGCAUAAUGAUUUUCACUACGUUACAGAUUUCAUUAUGAUACAUUUUCUUGACCAAUCACAGAUACGUUAACAAUCCAGGUAAUGACAUCUAAUCAUUGAGAAUCGCUCUACUAAAUGUUUCGUUCGAUUGUGUUAAUCAAAAUUGCAUUUAAUAUUACAUUAUG